Molecule: messenger RNA, 1494 nt
Organism: Rhopilema esculentum
Lineage: Eukaryota; Metazoa; Cnidaria; Scyphozoa; Rhizostomeae; Rhizostomatidae
Product: testis-specific serine/threonine-protein kinase 3
Biological process (GO): intracellular signal transduction; protein phosphorylation; microtubule cytoskeleton organization
Cellular component (GO): cytoplasm
Molecular function (GO): ATP binding; tau-protein kinase activity
Source: RefSeq, a predicted model, not a curated record
AGGAAGACUGGGGGCUGACACACAAAAGGACUUCUUUUGAUCUGAUUGUUGAACUGAGCCAUCUUCCCAGUCGAAAUGUCUAUGUCAUUCUUUUAUUUGUCGUUACAAAAUGCAGACUCCAAAUGAAGCAUUUUGCUAUUUGACGUCACAAUCAAGUCAGGAGACACUUAAUCAAUGAAUUAAGUUAAAUUUUGUUUAUUAGGAUGGGAAAUUUUUGUAGUAAGAAGGCGAAGUUGAAAAUGACUUCAUAUCAGAUAUCAUCAAAUGAAAAUUAUGAAAAUGCUUCACAUUAUGAGAACUUCAAUAGAAGGAUAGAAAUAAAACAUUUUGAUGAUUCAGCAAUUAUGAAGCAUUUUGGAUAUGAUUUAUACGAAACGAUCGGAAAAGGUGCCUAUGCCAAAGUUAAAAGAGGAUAUUCGGAAAAGCUUAAAAAGGACGUUGCAAUCAAAAUUGUGAACCGUAAAAAGGCACCUUCUGAUAUAAAGCGUAAAUUCUUACCACGAGAAGUAAUGAUUACAUAUCAUGCACGACAUGAAAAUAUCGUGCAAUGUUUUGAAAUUAUAAAGGCGCAAGACAGAGUUUAUAUGGUAUUGGAAAAGAUUGAGAAUGGGGAUCUUCUUCGGCUUGUAGUUAAACAUAACUUUGUCGAGGAAAGAAGAGCUAAAAGGAUCACAAAAGGAAUUGUAUCAGCGUUGAAGUAUCUUCAUCAGAACAAUAUGGUACAUCGAGACUUGAAGUUGGAAAAUGUACUUCUGGAUCGUAAUUUCAAUGCAAAGUUAUCAGAUUUUGGAUUUGCUAGAAAGAUCGAGGCAAGGAAAUUGAGCUGCACAUAUUGUGGAAGUGCGGCGUAUGCACCGCUAGAAAUAUUGUCAGGAACACCAUAUGACCCGUUCAAAGUGGACAUUUGGAGUCUGGGAGUAGUGAUAUAUGCAAUGACUAUCGGUUACAUGCCAUUCAGCGACUCCAAACAGAUCAUAAAGAUGCAGAAAGGUGUCAGUUUUCAUUCGGUUAAACAACAUCCAUCAAGAACGCUGCAGAAUAUAAUUAAAAUGAUCCUUGUGAACGACCCAAUGGAUAGGCCACUUCUUGAUGAUAUCUUAAAUCACGAAUGGCUAGCCAGCAAGAAGGAAGAAGCGGAUGCAAAAAGAAAUUAUGUUGGGUUAGCAGUUGGCUUGUAGAUUAAGACUGAUUGGAGUUUCAAAAUAUUAAUAUUUCAUCUUAUCUUAUUAACUUGUUUAAUCUCAUGCUUUCCUUUAAAAAUUAUGUUCUCAAAAGGGUUGGCUGAAAGUUCUAAUCAAAGCAUGAUUUGAUUAAAUAAAGCAUUGUUAUGUUAAGCAAACAUGUCACAUCAAAUUAAGAAGCAGGAGUCGCUUUAACAAUGCCUGUUAAAAUCAAUCGGUCUUCCUCGACAAAUUCUUGGAGACAACCGUAAAUUAAGCGAUCGUUAUUGGAAGAUCCACUAAGCAUAUAAAGAUAUGAAAAAUUUAUAGUGUA